UGCCCCCACCUCCCUGUCCCUCCACAUGCCUGCUCCCCCUUCUCCAGCAUCCCCCACCCCCAUUGCCCCCUGUGCAGAGGCCCCCCCCAGGUUGUCUCUCACGGCCCCCACAUUCCCCCCGCAGAAGCUGAGCGUUCCCAGUGGCUUCUCAGUGACGGCCCCGGAGAAGCGGGGCUGGGUCAUCAACCCCCUGGGCGAGGGCAGCUCCUUCCCCGUCUGGAUGAUGGUGGCCAGUGCCCUGCCGGCCGUGCUGGUCUUCAUCCUCAUCUUCAUGGAGACCCAGAUCACCACGCUGAUCAGUAAGAAGGAGUGCUGGCUGCUGGUGGCU
This is a messenger RNA of Chrysemys picta bellii (western painted turtle), 328 nucleotides long. The record is from RefSeq and is a predicted model, not a curated record. NCBI's taxonomy places the organism in Eukaryota, Metazoa, Chordata, Testudines, Emydidae.